Messenger RNA from Ectocarpus sp. CCAP 1310/34, 1566 nucleotides. NCBI's taxonomy places the organism in Eukaryota, Phaeophyceae, Ectocarpales, Ectocarpaceae. The record is from the annotation of a GenBank genome assembly.
AUGGUACACAUCAGCGCUGGAACUACAGCUGGCGUCACUAGACUUCUGCCGUGUCGAAACGUACCGACGCUACUGCGCAUUCUCGUCGGGGAGGGAACCCCGGACAGCCUUUUGAAUGUACUGGCGGAAGAGCAACAACAACAUCCGGCGUCCAGCCACCAGGGUCGCGGCUCGAGUCGUUUGCCUUUCGUGCGGGCGAAUCGAGUGAAAAUGGUGAUUCCCGAUGGGAUGCUUGCCCAAAACCUCCAUAAAAUGCACAAGUGGACAGGAGUCGAGGAGCUGCAUGUCGUCGACUUUUCCCCCGGACCCGAAGUGGGCACGAUGGUGGUGCCUCCAAACUUGAAGAGGCUCAAACUGCAUAGUUUUGGGCUACUUCUUGAGUGCCUGUGGCCGGCUUCGCUUCACCGACACGAGCUUGUUGGCUUUGACCACUCUAUCGCCCAGGUAGUGUGGUCAGCGUCUCUGCAACAUCUUUCGCAAGGAAACCACUUCAACCAACCCGUUGUCGGAGUGUGGCCAGAGUCUAUCCAACAGCUAUCGUUCGGAAAUUGCUUUAAUCAGUCCAUUGUUGGAGCUACGUGGCCAUCGUCUCUGCACCAGCUUUCGUUCGGAAAAGUCUUCAAUCAGCUCAUUGUCGGAGUGGUGUGGCCGGCGUCCCUGGAACAGCUUACGUUCGGAGAUUGCUUCAAUCAGUCCAUUGUUGGAGUUACGUGGCCAUCGUCUCUGCAACAGCUUUCGUUCGGAAAUGCCUUCAAUCAGCCAAUUGUCGGGGUGGUGUGGCCGGCCUCCCUGGUGAAGUUCAACCUCGGAGGCUGGUUCAACCAGCCCAUUGUCGGAGUGGUGUGGCCAGCGUCCCUGGAACAGCUUACGUUCGGACAUUUCUUCAAUCAGCCAAUUGUCGGAGUGGUAUGGCCUGCCUCCCUGCUGAAGUUGGACCUCGGGCGUUGGUUGGAUCAGCCCAUUGUCGGAGUGGUGUGGUCGGCCUCCCUGACGGAGUUGGACCUCGGGUACGCGUUUAACCAACCGAUUGCCGCAGAGGUGCCGGCAACGUCCACGCAACACCUGUCAUUUGGAGAACACUUCAACGAGCCCAUUCAACCUGUGGUGUGGCCGGCCUCCGUGCGGAUGAUGGACUUUGGGCGCACGUUCAAUAGACGCAUUGCCAGAGUAGUGUGGCCUGCCUCUCUGCAGCAGCUUUCUUUCGGGUAUUCAUUCAAUCAGUCCAUUGUUGGGGUGGUGUGGCCAGCCACCCUGCAAAAGCCUUCGUUCGGAUAUUGCUUCAAUGAGCCCAUUGUCGGAGUGGUGUGGCCAAUGUCUCUUCGCCAGCUUUCGUUCGGAUAUUGCUUUAGUAAGCCUGUUGCCGGAGUGAUGUGGCCAGCGUCUCUGCAACAGAUUUCGUUCGGAGAUCGCUUCAAUCAGCCCAUUGUCAGUGUGGUCUGGCCUUCCUCGCCGCUGAAGUUGAACCUCGGCCGCGAAUUCAACCAACAUGUUGCCGGAGUCGUGUGGCCAGCGUCUCCACAACAACUCAAGUUUGGGAGCGUUUCAAACACCAGAUCGCCGGAGUAG